Durusdinium trenchii is the source of this 651-nucleotide messenger RNA. NCBI's taxonomy places the organism in Eukaryota, Dinophyceae, Suessiales, Symbiodiniaceae. The record is from the annotation of a GenBank genome assembly.
AUGAUGCAACUUGCUUCCUGGCUCUUCCGCGCUUCGCUGGUGGACAUGCCUGGACACGUUCAUGCGCUUCCGUGCACGCGUGGACAGCAAGUGGAAGCCUAUUGGGCUGGUGAGGUCGACUUUGGAGAUGGCAUUGGAGAGCCAUGCAACCCCUCAAUACAUGACUGUUGGUUCGACGCUGAGGUCCAGGACGGUCCAGACCCCCACGGAAUCUACCAGGUCCAAUGGGCGGAUGGAGGGUGGACGGACCGGUCACCGGUGCAUGCCACGCAGCUUCGUGACCGGACCGGGGCACCGUGCCCGGUCACCCACGCAGCGCUUACCGCGCGGACGGCGGUCCUGGUGCUCCCCACGCUGCUGCUGCGACUGCAUUGGGAGGCUGCGGAGAUGGAGUGGCGAGAGAAAGCGGUGGCGGAACUGCGAAGGGAGCUGUUGCCACAUGAGGUGAUGGCCGAGUUUGAUUGGCACCUCAUCCUUCGCUUUCAGGAGGUUGCAGCCUGUGAACGGGCUCUUUCGCUGUUGAGAGCAGGAGCUCAUGCUCAGUCAUGCGACGAUGGCAGUGCAGGUCAUUGCCAUCCAUUUGUGCAAAAGAUUGAGCAUGCCAUGUGUGGGGAGGUGCCCAAAAGAGCUUCCCAACUCCAGGAGCUAUAA